AUGGCUUCUAGGCUUCUUCUUCAAAACGGUACCGUGUUGCAGCAUGAUGCGCAAGACAAUGUCAUCGCACUUAAAAACACCGACAUCUUGAUUGAAGGUGAUCGCAUCAUUGAGAUCGGACAUGGUAUCGAACCUCAAAAUGCAUCCAAGAUUGACUGCGAUGGAAGAAUUAUCGCUCCUGGGUUCAUCAAUGCUCAUCAUCAUGUUUGGCAGAGUCAGUUGAAAGGGAGACUUGGCGACUCUACAAUGUUGGACUACAUGCUUGAAGCCAAUCUGCAAAGCUUCAACUUUACGCCAGAAGAUAUAUUUUGGGGUCAGCUGGCUGGCUGUCUUGAAGCACUUGACGCUGGGACGACCUGCGUCGUAGACAAUGCGCACGGGGCAUCUGGCCCUGAACACGGCCCAGCAGCUUUGAGUGCGACCCUAGCAUCUGGUAUAAGGUCCAUAUUUUGCCAUGGUGUCAUGCCACUACGCGCUGCUGAGUGGACAGAGUCUUCAUUCGAGCUCGAUCGUUCUCCUCAACCUGAUUGGCUGCUGCCUCAGAUGGAUAGUCUUGCUGCAAGAGCGCCGUUUGGAGAUGACAAGAGAGUGCAGUUGGGGUUCUUCUUCGACAGUUACUUCUUGCCUGAGAAUGUAAUUUCUGAGACGCUUAAUCGUGUCAAAGAGGCUGGAGUGAAGCUUAUUACAAGCCACUACAGACACUGGCCAGUUUCAAAAGGACAAUCUCAAGUGCCGGAGCAAUUGCACGCCUGUGGUCUUCUCGGCCCUGAAAUCCUCCUUACUCAUGGCAACGGCACAACACCAGAGCAAGCGUCUCUACUCAAUGAAGCCGGAACUUACAUCGUCUCAACACCCGAUGCCGAGAUCUUCAUGGCAUCGGGCGCAGACCCAGUAGCUUUUCGGGAAGAUCUCCCAUUGACAUGCCUCGGAGCUGAUUGUCACUCCUGCGGACCAGUCAGCAUGAUGCAUCAAAUGCAGAUGGCACUAGCAAGUGAUCGAGGAAUGCAGAACGUGACAACAUUUGCACAAGGGCACUAUCCUAAGAAGAUGCGGGCUACGGUUCAAAAGGCGUUCAAUUUGGCUACUAUCAAAGCCGCUCGUGCGAUCAACAUGGAUAAAGACAUUGGAUCUAUUGCAGUGGGCAAGUUGGCGGACUUGGUCAUCUUCGACACGACUUCUCCUUCAAUCAGCUGUGCAGCUGAUCACGACCCAUUAACUGCUAUCGUCCGCCAUGCAGGUGUCAGGGAGGUUGAGACUGUGAUAGUCGGUGGAAAGGUUCGCAAGCAUGAUGGAAGUCUGCAGAACGUGCACUUGGUGGAGGGUCGAGAGGCUGGUUUCGAUCUCAAGCUCGAGGCAGUUGACGCAAAGGACGGAAAAUCGUGGAAAGAAGUUGCAAAGCAGUUGUCGAGGAGUCGAAAUGAGAUUGAGGGCAGAAUUAAUAAGGUCAACAAAGAACUGGCUAAGGAGAAACUUAUUGGAAUGAUGGGAGGCUUGAAGGACAUAUUGGUUGACUGA
Messenger RNA from Fusarium mangiferae, 1515 nucleotides. RefSeq names its product related to cytosine deaminase and related metal-dependent hydrolases. Bases 1 to 1515 code for a protein of 504 amino acids. The record is from RefSeq and is a predicted model, not a curated record. Lineage: Eukaryota; Fungi; Ascomycota; Sordariomycetes; Hypocreales; Nectriaceae. Gene Ontology annotation, molecular function: hydrolase activity, acting on carbon-nitrogen (but not peptide) bonds. The transcript has 3 exons.